Molecule: messenger RNA, 9490 nt
Organism: Anguilla rostrata (American eel)
Lineage: Eukaryota; Metazoa; Chordata; Actinopteri; Anguilliformes; Anguillidae
Product: lysosomal-trafficking regulator-like
Exons: 39
Coding region: 275-9490 (3071 amino acids)
Source: RefSeq, a predicted model, not a curated record
AAGAAAUGGUACUUUGUGGGCGGAAUUUCCUGUGAUCCUGUAUUUUGUGUCAAAUUCACAAAGGCGGAUUAAACGCCUGGUAUCAGGAUACAAAUAGAGUCGCAGCUGGCGAGAUCGGAGCUUGUCGGGGAUGUUUUCGUAAGGACAAGACACCGAGAAUACUUAACGUCACCCUUCAGCAAAAACUGUUCCCCGCGGCCAACCACUACACUACCUUUGAUGAAGAGCGAUAUACUCCACCGAUUUCUUUCUGGUGACUGGAGUUUAUCCCAAAAUGGCCAGCCGCCACCUGGCUAAUCUGUCCCACGCGUGGGAGAAGUACGUCGAAUCCAGGGCACGUGGAGCCGAUCCAAAGGUCACUCUGCAGCGUCUGGAGCACUUCCUGUCCUUGUUCCACUGGGCCCGGCACCUCCAGGGCCCCGACAACAAGGAUGCGCUCAAGUUCUGCUCCGAUAUGAGCGGGGCCAGUAACACGCUCGCGCGGGAGUUCCUGACGGACGUGCACCAGCUGUGCAGCGCGGUGGCGCAGCGCGCCGAGGAAGAGGAGGAGGAAGAGGAGAGCCACAUGCUGGUGCUGGGGGAGUACCUGGUGAAGGGCCAGGGAUACCUGCUCCUCAGCACGCUGGAGUCCGUCAUAGACCAGGAGCUGACCUGCAGAGAGGAGCUGCUCACGCUGCUGCUGUCCCUCUUGCCGCUGGUCUGGAGAAUACCUGUGCAGGAGGAGAGAGCGCCAGAUUUCACAUUGCCUCUGAUCGCCGACGUCUUCUUCAUCCGCGAGGGCAGGGGAGUGCCUCCCAUAAGACCGGGGCAGGAGAGGGAGGCCUCCGACGCACAGGAUGCUGGGAAACGUAGUUCGGGCAGCUGGAAGGCUCGGCGGCAGCGGCGGGCGGCCCAGCGCUACUCCGUGAGAGAUGCGCGCAGGUCCCAGCUCUCCACCUCCGACUCGGACGCCAACUCCGACGACAAGUCCGGCGGCCCCGGCGCGAAGCACCGCCGCUCGCACGGCCCGGCGAACGUCCCGGCCAACUGCCACCAACCCACGCCGCCCGCCGCCGCCGCCGCCGCCUCCACCGACGCCAUGAGCGCCCUGGAGAGGGCCGAGCCGCAGCCCCGCCCCCCGCGGCUCUUCGGCGGCCCCCAGGGGCCCGGCUCCUCGUCCCACGCGGAGGCCCCCGGCGAACCCGCCGCCCUCUCGGCCGUGGUGCGCUCCGACAACUCGCCCUUUGACCUCUGCCGCGUGCUGCUGUCCCUGCUGGAGAAGGUGUGCAAGUUCGACACGGCGCUCAACCACAACCCGGGGCUGGCCGUGGGCGUGGUGCCCGUGCUCACCGAGAUGCUGACCGAAUUCGGGGACUGCUGCGGGCCGGGGGGCGGGGCCGGGGGCGGGGCCGUGGACCUGGCCCGCGGCUGGACGGAGGAGCCCGUCGCCCUGGUCCAGCGGAUGCUCCUGCGCUCCGUGCUGCACCUGAUGUCCCUGGGCGUCGGCCAGGGGGAGGCGCUGCCGGACCACCUGCGGCAGAACCUGGCGGACCUGCUGCGGGCCACCCUGAAGAUCCGCAGCGGCCUGGAGCGGCAGGCCGACCCCUUCGCCCCGCGGCCCAAACGGACCGUGCAGGAGGUGCGGGACGACUUCUCCUUCUCCCGGAGGCUCCACCGCGCCCUCCUGCUGCCGGAGCUCCUGGAGGGGGUCCUGCGGGUCCUGCUGGGGUGCCUCCAGGCCUCCGCGCCCAACCCCUUCUUCCUGGGCCAGGCGGUGGAGCUGGUGCAGGAGUUCGUCCGCCACCGCGGGCUGGAGCUGCUGGAGGCGGCCGUGCUGGGCCUGGAGGCCCCCGGGGGCCCCCGGGACACGGCGGUGGAGGCCCAGGCCGGGGACCGGGCCCGGGCGCUGGUGGGCGGGGUGGUGCGCAUCGUCAGCGCGGUGAAGAAGGCCAAGGCGGAGCAGCUGCACCAGUCGGUGUGCGCGCGGCGGCGCCACCGCCGCUGCCAGUACUCCCACUUCCUGCACCACCACCGCGACCUCUCGGGCCUGCCCGUCUCCGCCUUCCGCCGGGCCUCCCGCCGCAACCCCUUCGAGGACGAGGAGGGCGAGGGGGCGGAGGAAGAGGAGGAGGGGACGCCGUACCCCGAGCGCUGCUGCUGCCUGGCGGCCUGCUGCCACCGCUGCCUGCGCCUCCUCCAGCGCCUCCCCGCCGGGGGGCCCGCCUCCCUGGAGAUCCUGGCGGGCCUGCAGGCGGUGGGGGUGUGCUGCUGCAUGGACCCCCGCUGGGUGGUGGGGCCCCUGCUCUCCGCGUUUCGGGCCCCGGGCCUGCGCCCCUACCAGGCCCACGUGCUGGCCGUCCUGUCCCGGCUCGUCCUGGAGCAGCUGGGCGGCGGGCAGCUCUCCGAAAGGGCCCGGCAGGCCGCCUGCAACAUCUGCUCCGUGGACAGCGGCAGCCUGCUCCCCGGCCUGAGGGAGGCGCUGGGGGGCGUCGCCGGCCCUGCCCCCUCCCCCUCCCCCUCCUCUCUGGGCCCCGCCUGCCGAGGCCCGGCCCAGGGCGUGCUGGCCGACCGGGAGGCGGACGACGCCCUGUGGAAGUGGGAGGCGCUGCGGGCGUACCAGGAGCUGGCGUUUGGGGAGGACCCGCAGCUCGCCCUGCAGACGGCCGGGCACGUGUGCCAGCUGGUCGUCCGGGGCAACGCGGCGGUGCAGUGGCAGCUGUACGCCCACGUCUUCGGGCCUGCCCUGCAGAGGGGCGUCGACCUGGCCCACUGCGCCCACGAGCUGGGCGGCUCCGCCCCGCCCCCCGCCCAGGCCCUGCCCGUGGAGGUGCUGCAGGUGUACCUGCAGACCCUACCUGCGCUGCUCAAGUCCAGGCUGAUCCGGGACCUGUUCCUCAGCUGUAACGGGCUGAACCAGGUGACCGAGCUGAUGCACCUGGACCAGGUGCGCUCGUCCGCGCUGAAGGUGUUCGAGACGCUGAUCCUCAGCCUGGGGGCGGAGCAAGGGCCGGAGGGGGAGGAGCCCGAGGCGGAGCUGGACUCGGGGACCCGGGGGACCGGGGAGGGCCCGCAGAGCCUCAGCAAGUUCUACGAGGGCCUGAAGGAGGCCUGCCCGAGGCAGAGGGGCUGCAAAUCCGGGGCGGGGCACGGCAGGGGCGGGGCCGGGGCCCACCUGAACGCCAUCAACCUCUUCCUGUGCGUGGCCUUCCUGUGCGUGAGCAAGGAGGCGGACUCGGACCGCGACUCGGCCAACGACUCGGAGGACACCUCGGGCUACGACAGCACGGCCAGCGAGCCGCUGGGAGCGCGGCUGCCCCGCCUCUCGCCCGACAGCGUGGCCCUGCCCUCGCGGGAGCAGGUGCGCCGGGCCGCCGACGUCUGGGCCGUCUGCCGGGGCAUCUACCUCUCCAGCGCCGUCUUCCAGCGGCAGUUCCACAAGCUGGGCGGCCUGGAGGCCUGCUCCCGGCUGCUGGCCAUGGUCAUCCAGAUGCUGGCCUCCAAGACCAAGGAGGGAAAGGGGAAGAAGAAGAGGGAGGCGAAGGGGAGACCGGCGGGGCCGGCGCACCACGACCCCCCCGGCCUCGAUCCGGCGCCGGGCCAGGGCGAGGCAGACCCUCCGGAGCCCAGGGGAAAAGACCCGGCCAGGAGGCUGGAGGAGGAGUGGCCUCUGCAGAGCAUCCGGCUCCUGGAGGCCCUGCUGUCAAUCUGCCUGCACAGCUCCGCCUCCAGCCUGCAGAGCGUCGACCCUCAGCUCUCCUUCCAGCUGCAGUCUGUGGAUGAGACCGUGGGGGAGGUGAGGGACCAGUUGUCCCGCUCGGGGGUGGUGACCUCUGACCUGGCCGUCCCGCUCUUCGACUCCCUGCUCCGCGUGGCUCUGGCCGAAACCCGCGCCGGGCCGGACGCCCCGGAGGAGAGGAUCGACCGGCAGAAGCUCCAUUCAGACGAGGGGGCGGUGCCUGCACCCGAGAGCCUAUCGCAGGACGCGGACGAUCCGGAAGAGCGUGUCAUCUGGCUGCCGGGGGAGGAGGGGUACGAGGCCGACAGCGAGAGCAACCUGGAGUGCACCGCCAACCGGGAAGAAGGUGCCGGAGCGGAGGCGGGGCCAGCGGCGGAGCGAGCGCUGGGGACGGGGCCGGAAGGUUCUGGAAGCCGGGAGCUCCUCUACCCGGAAAUCUGCGCCAUGGAGCUGCAGCUGCUGUCUGCCGGGGGGGCGGAGCCCGAGGUGCUGACCCACGUCUUCAGGAGCCUUCUGGAGACGGUCCGGGCCAACCCCCACAACGCUGCGCUGCUCUACGGACAGGGUGCUGUGAAGACCAUUUUGGGGGGCUUUCAGUCCAUCCUGAGCCAGACAGACUCCCCCUCUGAAGAAUGCCAGGCCGUGCUGGUGGAGCUGCUGGUUGCCAUGGUGAGCGUACGCAUCACUGCGGAGGAGCUGGCCCUGCUCGUCCGGCUGUUCCUGGAGAAGGCCCCGCCCACGGAGAUCCUCCUGAAUGGGUUGCUGCGCAUCGUGGAGGCCAACAUGGACAUGGAGCCGCUGCACUUCCUGUCCUUCCCCCUGUGUCCUCCAGGGGGCGCCCCCAGCCCCGGCGGUGGCGGCGGCUCCUCCUCGCUCUCCCCGGGUCCCAGGCCAAGCGGGGCGGGGGGCGGCAGGGCCGCGGGGCAGGGUCGGAGAGGGGGGAAGCUGUCCCCGGGCGAGGGGGGAGAGACCCCCCCACACCUGCUGACCUCGCCCUGGCACGUGGCCCCCAUCCACCUGCCCCUGGUGGGGCAGAACUGCUGGCCCCACAUGGCCGACGGGUUCAGCACCUCGCUCUGGAUGCGGCCCCGGGGCGGGGCAGAUGACGAGGGGCUCGCAGAGAAGGGCAGGAGGCUCAGGAGGAGGGCCGGAGUGCUCCGGGACAGCAGUGUGGACAGUUUAGAGGGAGGGAAGCAUUCGGGAUUGGACAGCCUGCCCCCGGCUGGUUCGGGGGACCCCCUGGUGGAGGAGGGGUAUCUCCACGUGGUCUCCAUGGGCUCCAAGGCCCUGAUGCUCCAGGUGUGGGCCGACCUGAGCACCGGCACCUUCACCUUCAGGAUGUGCAUCGACCCUAACGACGAGAUGAGGGCGGGGCUCCUGGCGCAGGUGGAGUCUCCGAAGGGCCUGCUGGAGCCGGACAGGUGGCAGCACCUGGCCUUCACCUACUCCCAGCAUGCCGAGGGGAAGAAGCACGUCCAGGGGACGCUGGCGCUCUGGGUGUGCGGCGUGAGGAGGUGCGAGGUCUCCCUGGACUACACGCUCCCCAGGAGGUCCAGCCUCUCAUCUGACAGCAACAAGACCCUGUGCAUGCUGGGACAUCACGCCCACACGGCGGAGGACCUGGCGAGGCUGGGGGGUCGCUGGGACAUCGGCAGCCUGCUGCUUUUCAAUGGGUCCAGAGUGGGCUCAGAGGAGGCCUUCUACCUGUACGCCAGCGGCCCCGACUUCACCUCCAUCAUGCCCUGCAAGUACGGCAAGCCCAAGGAAAAGUUCUCCAAGUACGUCACACGGGACGGCCUGCAGUGCGAGCAGGUCCGCCACCUCCUGAUGAAGAACAAGGAGGUGGACACCAGCCCGCUAAUCGAGAGCCUGGCGGUGGUGUACGCCCCCAGCUGCCCGGGACAGUACACCAUCUACGAGCCCAUCAUCCGGCUGAAGGGCCAGGCCAAGAUGGUGGCCACGCAGCGGCCCUUCAGCUCCAAGGAGACGCAGAGCUGCUCCCUGGAGCCCCAGCUCCUCCGGGCCCUGCGCCCCGCCGAGCCCCUGGGCCUGCAGAGCGUCCUGCACAAGAUCGGCGGCACGGGGACCUUCGUCUUCCUCUUCGCUCGGGUAGUGGAGCUCACUGACUGUGAGAGGACCCAGGCCCUGGCCCUGCAGGUGCUCCUGUCUCUGGUGAAGUACAACCAGCACCGGGUCCACGAGAUGGAGAGCUGCCACGGGUUCUCCAUGAUCCACCAGGUCCUCAUCAAGUCCAAGUGCAUCGUGGGAUACCACAUGCUCAAGACCCUGCUGGACGGCUGCUGCAGUGGGCAGCUCCUGGCCCUGGGGGAGGACGGGGAGUUCCACCUGGACACGGACUCCAGCGCCGUGGUGCAGGACCUCAGGCUGAUGUCCGAGAUCCUGCUGGACUGGAAGAUCUGGGCCAAGGCUCAGAGCGGCGUUUGGGAGACCCUGUUGGCGGCGCUGGAGGUGCUGAUCCGGGUCCACCACCCCCAGCAGAUGUACAACAUCCGGCAGCUCCUCAACGCCCAGGUGGUCCAUCGCUUCCUGCUCACCUGCCAGGUGCUCCAGGAGCACCGGGACGAGCACCUGUUCUCCAUCCCCCAGGAGGUCUGCCUCUCCUUCAUCAAGAUCAUACAGGAAGUGCUGGGGUCCCCGCCUGACCUGGACCUCCUACGCCUGGUCUACAACUUCCUACUGGCUGUGCACCCCCCAACCAACACCUACGUUUGCCACACCCCCAGCAACUUCUACUUCUCCCUGCACAUUGACGGUAAGCUGUACCAGGAGAAGGUGCAGUCGCUCAUGUUCCUGAGGAACUCCAGCAGCGGGGGGCGGUCGGCGGGCAGCUCGGUGGUCUCCCUGUCACCCACGGGCUUCACAGAGCCCCACCCUGAAGAUUUGGCUCUGAACCACACCCCAGAGCCGGAGGGAGGGGGUCAGUCGCUGAGGCCCCCCAGUUUCACCCCCUCGCCCUGCUGCUCCCCGCCGCACCCCGCCGAGGGGGCGGAGCCGGGGCCGGCGACGCCACGGCAACGGGCCCAGCAGGGCAGCACGGAGACGCUGAGGCGGAGCUGCGAGGAGCCGCUCCUGAGCAGCUGCGAGUCGGCCAAGACGCUGUGCGACUCCUGCCCCCCGAACACGCCCUCCAUCAGCGUGGAGGAGGAGCCGGAGGAGGAGGGGGAGGAGCCCGAGGGCCGGGCGCCGGGGGAGGCGGGGCCGGAGAGCCCCGGCGACGGGAGCGGCGAGGAGCGCUCGGACUCGGCCGGCGACGAGGCCCUCCGUCGGCCCGACAGCCUGAAGGGGAUCCAGUCCUUCCAGAGGAGCCAGAGCAACCUGGCCAGCCUGGGGCUGGCCUUCCCCGCGCAGAACGGCAGCCUGGCCAUCGGCCGCUGGCCCAGCCUGGCCGACCGCGCCAGCGCCCUGCCCGAGGACUGGGAGAGCUACACCUUCUCCCCCGGCUACGAGAGGGCCCGCAGCAAGGCCGACUCCACCGACAGAUCUUGUGCAGAGGACUGCUUGGUGCUGGUGUGCUGUGGUCUGUAUGACCUGUUGAGGGGAGUCCUGCUGCUCCUCCCUGACCUCAUGCUGGAGGAGGUGAUGGACAGGCUGGUCCAGCCUGAGGCGCUGAUCGUCCUGGUCAACCACUCCUCCCCGCUCAUCCAGCAGGGCGUGAUGAAGCUCCUGGACGCCUACUUCAGCCGCGCAGUGAAGGAGCAGAAGGAGAGGUUCCUGAAGAACCACGGCUUCUCCCUGCUGGCCAACCAGCUCUACAUCCACCAGGGCAGCCAGGGCCUGCUGGAGAGCUUCCUGGAGAUGCUGUUCGGCCGGCCUGUGGGCCUGGAGGAGGACCUGGACAUGGAGGACAUGGACAGCAUUAACCCGUUCAGGAAGCGCUGCAUCAUCCCGGUGCUGGGGCUGAUAGAGAACUCUCUGUACGCGAGCUCGCUGGUGCACAACGCCCUGUGCGUCCUGCAGCAGCUGCUCAACACCUGCCCCAAGCUGGGGGACAUCCUGCUGGACCACGGCCUGCUCUACGUGCUCCUCAACACGCUGGCCACCCUCAACGGCCUGGAGAACGGAAUUCCUCUGGACGACUACAAGCUCCUGGUUUGCGCCAUCCAGCAGCUUCUGGUGGCUGUGACCAUCCACUCCUGCAGCUCCUCGGGGUCCCAGUACUUCCGCAUCAUCGAGGACCUGAUCACCCUGCUGGGCCACCUGCAGACCAGCAAGAUCCGCCGCACGCAAGAAAUGGCAGUGGCCCUGCAGUUUCGGGUCCUCCAAUCAGCCAUAGAGUACAUCCGGAGCACGGCCAAUCAGGACCCUCAGAAGCUGGGCAGCUCCGUGCAUCUGUCCACCCCGCCCCACCACGCCCUCCAACAGAAACGCAAGAGCAUCGCAGGCCGGCGCAGGUUCUCCCUGGUGCCGUCGGACUCCCUGCUGACGCGCAUGCGCUCGGUGGCGGGCGACGAGCUGACGCAGAUGAUGCAGCGGCGCAUGAGCCAGGAGAACCCCAUCAGGGCCAGCGAGUCCGAGCUCAUCCAGCGCCUGCAGCGCCUGGUGGUGCUGGCCGUCAACCGCCUCGUCUACCAAGACGUGAGCCAGGAUCUGUUUGAUCUGCUGAACAUUCCGGAAUCCCCCUCCCACCGCUCGGCUCCCAGCAGCCCCCGGGAGGCGGGCAGCGAGGAGAACGGAGCCCCGCCCCCUCCCGCCAACAUCAGGGGCUUCCAGAAGGAGGUCCUCAAACUCAUGAUGGAGGGCAUUAAGGUCGGCCUGGGCGGGUCCAGCAGGGGCGGGGCCCCGCGGCAGCAGUGGAGGCGGAUCCUCUGGUCGUGCCGGGACACGUUCCGGCUGCAGAUUGGCCGGCUGCUGGUGCACAGCCUGAGCCCCGCCCGGCCGCUGGAGGACCGGCGGCAGGCGCUGGAGUUCGUGUGCGAGCCCAGCCACCCGGACAUCCUGCGCGAGAGCAUCAGCCCCAGCCUGGAGCACGGGCCCAAGCUGGCCCUCUACCUGUACCUGCUCCUGCAGGAGCACAAGGCCAGCCUCACCGAGGAGGAGCAGAUGGCGGGGAGCGUGUUCAUGACCUCCCUCAAGCUCUGCGGCCACCGCUGCCUCCCCCUCAACGCCCCGCCCAAACCCGACCUGGUCAAAACCAUGAAAGAGGAGCAGUUGAAAUACGAGGCGGACGAAGGCGCGAACAAGUCAUCGUGGGAGAAGAAGAUGGUGAACACUCAAAAGAGUCUGUUGCAGAGGCUGGAGGGGAAGUCGAAGGACAUCUCCAAGAUGGCGGCGGACAUCACGCAGAACGUGUCGCUGCGGCAGGGCAUGGAGAGGAAGAAGGUGAUCCAGCACAUCCGCGGCCUGUACAAGGUGGACCUGAGCGCCAGCCGCCACUGGCAGGAGCUGGUUCAGCAGCUCACCCACGACCGGGCGGUGUGGUACGACCAGGCCUCCUACCCCACGUCCUGGCAGCUGGACCCAACGGAGGGGCCCAAUCGGGAACGCCGGCGUCUGCAGAGGUGCUACCUCACCAUCCCGAAUAAGUACCUGCUCAAAGACCGGAGGAAACCAGAGGAGCCUGAGCAGGCCCCCCUGUCCUUCCUGUUUGAGGACAAAACGCACUCGUCCUUCUCCUCCACCGUGAAGGACAAGGCCACCAGCGAGCCAAUCAGGUUCACCCGGAGGUGCAUCAGCGUGGCCCCCUCCAGAGAGACCGCAGGAGAGCUGCUGCUCGGAAAGUCAGGGAUGUAUUUUGUUGAAGACAAUGCCCGCUGA